ACAGCAGGAGCAGAAGCUCCGGAGGUGUGGAGGCACAAGACACCCGACUCCUUUUAAACUAGCCGCCAGAAACACAGCACACCGUCUCGUCAUCGCUUAUUCUUAACCUCCUUCGCUGAAAUGGUCAUCAUAUCUAAGGAACUACGACCCAACAGCCUGUUCUUUCAGCUAUCCGGCUGAUUAUUAGUCGCCAUUACGCGGUCAAUGUUAUUAAGCGCGCUUAGACUCGCGUUAGUGCGCGUCCCUGUAGCUCAUUUCUGCAUAACCAAACCGCUAGAAGUGUUUACAGUCAGUCUGUUUACAGAGAAAGCACCGAGGACGCCUUAAAUAAAGCCUUUAAUUUUAAAGCUGACGCGCGGAAGGACACUGACAAGAUGUUUGAAACCAGAGGAAUCCCUUUUAUAUUGCUUGACAUCGCGUGCCUAAUACUUGCUGACCUUCCACUUGCAGCGUUUAACCUGGGUAAAAUCAAACCCUAUCAGCGGGGCUUUUUCUGUAAUGAUGAAAGCAUCAGCUACCCUUUCCACAGCAGCACCGUCACCUCCACUGUGCUCUACACAGUGGGCUUCACACUUCCUAUAUGUAGUAUGAUCAUAGGCGAGUGCCUUUCAGUAUAUCUAAACCGCAUCAAAUCAAAGUCUUUCUGCAACGGUUAUGUGGCCUGUGUCUAUAAGGCCAUUGGCACUUUUGUGUUUGGUGCCGCCAUGAGCCAAUCACUUACUGACAUUGCCAAGUAUUCCAUUGGCCGACUGCGGCCACACUUCCUGGAUGUGUGCAAACCAGAUUGGUCGAAGAUCAACUGCACUGGAGGGGCUUACAUUGAAGACUUCGUCUGCACUGGGGACCAAACCGUGGUCAAUGAGGCAAGACUUUCAUUCUAUUCGGGCCACUCCUCGUUCUCCAUGUACUGCAUGUUGUUCCUGGCACUUUAUCUUCAAGCAAGAAUGCAAGCAGAAUGGGCACGGCUCCUUCGCCCCACACUCCAGUUCUUCCUGAUUGCUGCUUCUGUGUAUACCGGUCUGUCCCGUGUGUCAGACUACAAACACCACUGGAGUGACGUACUCACAGGCCUUAUACAAGGAGCCAUCGUGGCUUUGCUAGUGGUUUUCUUUGUGUCAGACUUCUUCAAGAAGAAAGUGGAACCACAGAAAGAGACAGAGAUCCCGCACACCACCUUACAAGAAACACCCACAAAUGGAAAUCAUUACGACAACCCGAACUAAGCUUUGAGGAACCUCCGCUGAUGGGAUGGGGUUUCAGCUUGCAACCCACUAUGAGGCCAGACCACUAGGGUGGAAACCUGUGAAUGUAACCUUGCUUUCA
This is a messenger RNA of Danio aesculapii, 1323 nucleotides long. It is a transcript of the gene plpp1a, whose product is annotated as phospholipid phosphatase 1a. Gene Ontology annotation, molecular function: phosphatidate phosphatase activity. NCBI's taxonomy places the organism in Eukaryota, Metazoa, Chordata, Actinopteri, Cypriniformes, Danionidae. The record is from RefSeq and is a predicted model, not a curated record. The transcript has 6 exons. Gene Ontology annotation, biological process: phospholipid dephosphorylation; signal transduction; phospholipid metabolic process. The coding region runs from base 375 to 1223 and encodes 282 amino acids.